This is a messenger RNA of Thunnus maccoyii (southern bluefin tuna), 3788 nucleotides long. RefSeq names its product zinc finger protein 853-like. Lineage: Eukaryota; Metazoa; Chordata; Actinopteri; Scombriformes; Scombridae. Gene Ontology annotation, cellular component: nucleus. Bases 209 to 1765 code for a protein of 518 amino acids. The transcript is spliced from 5 exons. The record is from RefSeq and is a predicted model, not a curated record.
AAGAGCCAUAACGUUGUUAAGCACAUCAGGCGGACAGGGACAGAACGUGUGGUCCAGACACCUGUCACCGGAGCUUUCUGCAUGUCCGCCGUCACACAUCAGUCUCCUCCACGGUGGAUCUGGUCACGUGCACCGCCGCCGCCGCAGCAGCAGCAGCCGUCCGCCGCGCGCCUCUGUCCGUGCGGGAGCACAUUAUAGAGACCUGACGAUGAUGGCGGACUGUGUCGGCUUUCAAGCACAAAUCGCCUCGAUCAUAGAGAUACUGGCUAAUUCGGCGGUGGCGGAGAUCUGCAAAUUGGUGGACGAUGGCUACGCGGCGUUGCGUUCCCAGAUGGACCAAGAAAGGGAGAAGAGCGAGAAGGAGAACGAUGCCCUGCGGCAGAAGCUGCGAGAAAUGGACGUGAAGAUGCGGAGCUACGAGAGGAAGAUGAGGAGACGGAGUCAGCGGGAAGAAAUGCACGCCGUUCAUUUUAGGCCACCCGAAGAGUUAGAAGAGAAGGCCGAUACCACUCUGGACACAGCUAUCGUGGCUCUGUCCAAAGGGCCUGACGACCAUCAGGCUUCGGUGCCGCCUCUUUGUGCCACCUCUGAAGACAGACCCUUUCAUCAAAUUUCAAAGCAGGAAGAAACCACGGUGUUACCACUGGUGAAACAAGAGAAACUGGAGAGAGAUGACUGCAACCUGGACCUCAAGGUAGAGGUCAACAUCAGGGCAGAAUGUGGGCUGACAGCUGCCCUGGAGUCCAGUGUGGAAUCCGCCCCCAGUGAUAUUGCUCUUGACACCAGUGUCACUAACAUCACCUCCUCCACCACCCAGCCCUCCUCCCCCACUGACACCACAAUGGACCUGACCUGCAGGCCUCGAGCAAAACGCAAGGCCACCAAGCCUGUGGGAAACAGUUUGACAGUGAGUGGUGGGGGGAUCCCGGCCCCUGAGGCAGCACGCAGGGACCUUGGAAGGAGCCUAACAGAUGAAGCUCUGAAGCCAGAGAUCCAGACUGAUAAUGCGACAGAAGAUGAACUUCACCCUUCUCAGCUGUCGGCCCCUGUAGCCUCAGAUGAGCCCAGCCCCGACCGCCUCAACAGCCUGGGCCUGGACCUGGCGUGGAUGCAGGAGAGGGUCAGUCAUCUUGGUGCUGCAUAUGCUGUAGCACAGCUGGGCUUGGGGAACACAGAAACUGGCCACCCUUCAGCCUCCUUCCCUACACAGGGAGGAGGAGACAGUCUAGAUGGCCCUCCGACCAUGCUCUUCCCAGGUGGUGCUCAUGAAAUGGCAGCUUUUGCCGCCUCCUUUGACAUGGCAGCUGCUGCUGCAGCUGCUGCUGUAGCUGCGCCACCUCCACCCCCUCCCCCUCCCCCAACAGCUCCUUCUGCCACCACCACCAGCCAGAGGCGGCCUUACAGGAGCAGUGCUGCUGCUAAAGAGCCUGUGGUGUGUGCUGUGUGUGGGCGUGUCUUCCCCAGUGCUGCUGCCCUGGAGCUGCACCAACGGAUUCACACAGGGGAGAGACCCUACACCUGCCCCCACUGUGGAAAGGGCUUUGCCCAGCCCAACAAUCUGCGGGUCCACCUCCUCAUCCACACUGGGGAGAGACGUUAUCGAUGUACACUGUGCGGGAAGAGUUUCAUCUCAUCCAGCCACCUAAAGAGGCACCGCACGGUCCACACGCAGGAGAAGCCCUACAGCUGUUCCCGCUGUGGACAGUCCUUCAGCCAAAUGUGUAGCGUUCGCAGACACCGGCAGCAGUCUCAGUGUGGCCUGUAGACUGAGAGAGAGAAAUGGAUGGCAUCUGGAGUUUGGACUAAGUAGGAUCAAAAUCCUACAACAGGGGAAUUCAUGCAUCUUAUGUAAGCAUGAUUAAAGGAGAACCAACGCUGUGCCCUGUGAUAUCAUGACAUGUAGAGAUAAUAUUUGUUCUAGAUUUCUAGCAGUAAUCUGUGAAUUCUGUCUUAAGGUGGAUUUUGCUUUUAAGCUCUCUCAAUCUUUAUUUACUCCUUGUUUCAAACUGUGAGAGGAUCACGGAAUGGACUGUAAAAGAGUGCCUGAGACAGUAUUGGAAAGAGUGCGAUAACAAUCCAUCCGUUUGUCAAAAAGAAUUUUGUUUACUUUGAUUGACUAUCCAGAAAAUAUAUACAGUACACUGUAUAUAUACAUAUAUAUACAUAAGGUGAUCCUGCAGAAGAGGGUUAUGGUUCAUAUUGGAUCUGUCCAGUGGCCAUCUGAUGAAGUAGGAUUAAUGAUGUUUUGAACUCUCGACAGAUCCAUAAUAUCUAAGUAAUCAGAAAUACAUCAGAAAUACAUGAGCAGUUAAGCACAACAACAUAAAUCUAUAUUUGCCUUAUCUUACUGUAAUCUCUACAACCAGAUUCACAUUUCCAGACACCUCCAGCUUUUGUUGUUUGUUUUAGGGACUGCUUGCACUACAAGAUUUCAUUUCUCACACUGCAAAGACAUAUUCCAACAUUAAAGGAUGCAGAAACGUCCUUAGUGGAGUUCUAAUUGAAGCAUUUACACUUUUUGACUGGAGGCAGGGGAAACCUGUUAGCGUGGUCAGCCUAGCUCAGUACAAAGUUGCAAAACUACACAUUCCAACAACUCCAAAACUGUCUUUACUGACAUACUGUAUUUUAUGUACUCAACAUACUGUAUGUAGUAAUGAAAAAGUAGAAAUUGUGAUUUCAGGAGCAGAUAUCUGUGGAGCUAAACAAUAACUGCAUGCAGCAGCAUUUCUGAAGCCCUGUCUUCAUAACAGGGUUGCUAUAUUUGAGCACUGUCUUUAAACCUGGGCUUGGGAUAGCUUAGGAUGUGUUAGUGACUAGCUUGCAAGCUAAAAAGAAAUUCAAAAAGAUAUCAAAAUAAGACAUCUUUGGAGGUGUUGGAUGUCAUAAGGUAGCUAGCUAACAAGCUAAUUGUUUAUGUCUGCCUUCAGUCUUUGCACCAAGCUAGGUUGUCCAUGUCCUGAACCUAUCUGUACUGGACAUUCAGCUAUUAAAUUAUAAUAAUCUUCUUUUCUGUCAGAGUAAUAAGACUAUUAAAUAUAUUUUCCAAAAUGUAGGGCUCUCCCAUUAAGGCUCUUUGAAUGUUCCCAUUGCAUUCACUUAAAGACAAUGACAAAAUCUGGGGGCAGUGCUGAUACACAAUUUAGUCAUGUGUUUUUCAUGAUGUCAUUUAUCAUGUAUAGUCGGUGUUGUUCAUAUUGCAACAGUGUCAUUAAUGAGUGGCCUUCUUAAAGCAGCCAGGUCUUGAGCAUUAGCCUUGAAUGGUACAUUUUGGCAUGAUUAAAUCUUGUAGUUCAGGCCUGCACUUCACGUGUGUACAUGAUUACGUCUUUCACAUUGAUUAUCAGUACAUUUAUUUGCACCUCAUUUCUUAAGAACAAAGGAAAACAUGUAAUGUGCUGUCCAGAAGAUUCACUUCAAGGUCUGUUUUCAGAAUUGGGAUAUGAAAUAACCCUAACCCUAAAGUUUUAGUUUUUGGGUGCAAGGUACUGUGUUUUAAUCCCCCUCCCUCAUCUUUUCACAGGUUGAACCCCUGAGGUUUAACUUCCUUUUAAUUUCAAUCAUCUUUUUACCAAUUAAAUAUCAAAGAACAAAGGACUGUAAAAAUGUAAAGUAUAUAUAUCAGAGAGUCUUGUUUGUAUGUGUAGGUGUUUGGAUGUAAUUGGCACUAGCUGUAGGUUGCACAGCUAUAACAACUAUUUUGCUUUUUAGUAUUCUUUCAUGACAUGUUCCAGUGUUUAAAAAUGUAUGGUUAUUAUUAAACAUGUAAAAGGUUUGUUUGCAAUGAA